CUGUCGUUUUCAAUUGCACAGCAAAAGAUGAACGAUGGCCCAGAGUGAUGAUGGGAAUCAACGCAUGGGCACCCGUACGCUGUCUUUAAUAUUCCCUGUAUCUCCCCCUUCUCCUUUCGUCGCAACGUUAGGAUUGGUGUCCCGAGGUAGUGCAAGAAGCAAAGCCUAGGCCGACAGCCAAAGUCGACCGCCAACUUGCGUCCUCCAAGCCUUGACCUCUAGAUCUGACAUUCGCUCUUUUGCGUGCUUUCUGUUCGCUUUGCUCGUAGCCUCUCCUUCGUCUCUUCACUCGACCCAAUUCAUCUCUACCUCGACCGUGCAUUCCCUCCACACCCUCUCUUCUUUGUUCCCUCCUUCGUAGCGAUGCCGCUCCUUAUGCGCAUAUCCAUAUCCACCCGACCCUAUGAACAACUCGACCCGCCGUUUUCCGAGCCCUCUUUUGUCCUGCCUGGAGCCAGGUGAUCAAAAGUACCCUGCUAGCCCCUUAUCCCUACUCCCUGUUCAAUACGAUUGCUGCACUCGGGGUUCGGUCAACGCUAGAAGAAGGAAUCAAGAAAAAGGAAAGAUGCAAGGAUGGGAAGUGGAGCGCGGCGAGUGCUUAGCAAAUGAGCGAAUAAGUCUGCUUGAGAGUGAGGUUGCGAGGGUGGCCAGGUGGAAAUUGGAAAGAAUGGUCGGGUGCAAUCGAGGGAAUGACAGUGGAAUAGAAGGCCGAGAGCAAAUCGAAGUUGCAGGCUGGAAGGUGCAGAGUUGGAGGAGCCGACACGGUGACAGCAUCGAGCUGGACUUGGGCUUGGACUUUGAUUUGACAUGUCACUCGGUCGGAGUGAUGAAAGGAGAAGGUGAGAAGGGUCGAAGACGUUGUACAAAGGAAUGCAAAUGAAUGCAAACCGGGUGCUGGCGUAGACGAGGGUGAGCGAAAGUAAUACGAACCG
Tilletiaria anomala UBC 951 is the source of this 932-nucleotide messenger RNA. RefSeq lists its product as uncharacterized. The transcript has a single exon. The record is from RefSeq and is a predicted model, not a curated record. NCBI's taxonomy places the organism in Eukaryota, Fungi, Basidiomycota, Exobasidiomycetes, Georgefischeriales, Tilletiariaceae. Bases 404 to 880 code for a protein of 158 amino acids.